GGACCGACUCAGCUUGAAACAAAAGAGGACUUCUUUGAAUCAGCAGUGAGAGAGCGCGACUUGAAGAACAAGAAAUCUGUAACAACAGAGAAGGAAAAUGCAUCUCCGUGUCUAUUUGAAUGCAACGUGCCAGGUUGUACUCAGAUCUUUGAUUCAUGCGAAAUGUUGGAGAAACACCUUGAUGUCGGCAAGCACAUUCAAGUGGCCAAACGUAGCGUUUACGACACAAUCAGAAAAGAUUGGGCUACUAAGUUUCAGUCUGUGGAUGUGUUGCAAGAUUCUUCUAGCGAAACAACGAUCCCACCUCUUGUCGACAACAAGAGUGACAAAGCAGAAACGCUUGAGAAGGGCUGGGCACUGAAAAAACACUCUGGAAAUACACGAUUCUCACCUGCUGUUAAAGAUUACCUUACAACACUGUUUGUGAUUGGUGAAAAAACUGGUCGUAAAGCCGAUCCUGCCGAGGUUGAAAGAGACAUGAGAAAUUCCAGAGAUUCAUCAAAUCAGCGUCGAUUUAAACGGAAUGAGUGGUUAACUAAAACCCAAAUCAAGAGCUUCUUCUCUCGACUUGUCGCAUCGCGCAGAAAAAACUUAGCAGGAUUUUCCAUUGAUCAGGAAGAAGACGUUGAGUGCUUGAUAGAGGAUUUGGAACGAAAUGACCUCAUUGACGCUGUCAAUGACGAAAUUGGUUUAAAACACCCCAUAACGUAUGACGCCUUUGACCUUUGUCAACUCCACCUAGAGGAUAAAUUGAACACAUUUAAUGUUACAAUGCUUAAAAACAUUUUUUUCUCAUCUCGAGAUACCAUUUAA
Messenger RNA from Paramuricea clavata, 813 nucleotides. NCBI's taxonomy places the organism in Eukaryota, Metazoa, Cnidaria, Anthozoa, Malacalcyonacea, Plexauridae. The record is from the annotation of a GenBank genome assembly.